GGGUCAGCUGGCGGGCCCAACCCCCAACCGAAUGACGUCUCAGCCCAGCUGCCCCUCCGCCUUGGUGUCGGCCGCGAAGGGACGCAUCACGCGGAAGCUUCGACCGUUAGACCAGUUAGUCAAGCAAACGGAAGCAGCCAAGCAUCCUUAUGUGAGCCUGGCGCGUGCGUUGUCCGUUGUCCAGAUGCCUGGGUCCGCUUUCAACUCCUGCUUCCAUCAUUGUUCUCGACGCGGGGCGGCUCCAGCUAAGCGGUGGAUGAAAACACCCCAUCAUCAAUCAAAACUCCCCUACUGCUCUUCCUUUGCAUCCAACAAGCUGGCUGGCCUCCAGUUGAUCCGUCGGCUCACCCACCGCCGACAUGUCGCUCUUCUCAGCUCAGCUGUAUCCGGGUCAGGCCUUGGGGUUCUUGGUCCUCGGCGCCUCUCUCCAUGAUAUCCUCACCCGUCUAAAGGCCGAGCCUCAGCGCUUCCCCAAACUGGAUCUGAUCUACUCUCCGAACGAACCCAUCAAGGAGCCCGUCAUCGUCAACCUUCCUUCAAAUGGCAUUCGUAUCCGCUUUGACGGCCCCGAACAGAGGUUGCGCCUGGUUGAAGUAAUCGAUUUUACCAAGAACCACAUCACAUUCAAGGAGUCCAACAACGAACGCGACCUUGUCCGCCCGCCCGGAAGCGGCUCGACUAUUUCGUCGACGGAUGCCGUCGCGGCCGGCCCCACCUUCAAGCACAUAUACAACCGUUUCCUAGGCCCGACUUAUGACGGCGAGUUUGUUGGUGGUGGCGACGACAAGGAGGAAGGCACCUAUGUGCUGUCUUAUCCAGGCGUCGCCUUCACAUUUCCUAUGCCUCGGUCGGCAUACUCGCCAAGCAAAGACGUCAUGUCAUUGCUUUCGCACAAUGGUACCCAGACAGCUACCUCGAUGGCAGUAUUUAGCGGCGAUUCGUGGGCCCAGGCGCGCGACGCCCUCUGGACUGACCCUCUGCCAAGCCUGAAGACCUUCGCUCCCCUGGCCAAGAGUGCGAAGGACAGCACCAGCCCGGACGAGGUGGCUCUGGUCCGAAUCCAUGGUGGCGGCAAACUUCAACUCGUGCGCAAAUGGAACUCGACAUGCAGCGCAACGCACAACGCCUCGGGCCCGUCGGCUCCUGCGUCGCUUGGACACUCGGCGCCUUCAACCUGGAUCACUCUGGGCGAGACGAGCGCACAAGAUUUAGUGGCGGAGCUAGGCCCUCCCGACGCCAUAUACCGCAAGAAUGACCAGCGCAUGUACAUUCACCGAGUCCGAACGGCAAGCAACAGCCGAACGCGCCCGGAAACGACAUCAGCCGGAGACCUCAAGCCCGGCAGUCUAGGAGCUCGUGACGAUCUGACCGAUACCGACUUGUCAGCCAACACGGCCUCGGACGAUGACGAUGACGAAUCGAAUGGCGAGGCAGUCGAGGAUGAGUAUGCCGACAAUGUUGCGGGCGAGUGCUUCUACAACUACUUCUACCUCGGCUUUGACAUACUUGUGUCGACACCAACUACACCAUCUCGGCCCCCACCUUCACUGUCGCAACACGGAGGAGAUGAGCAGAACACCCUCCCAUCAGAGUCAACAGACCGGCUCGUGGCGGUCAAGAUGAUUCUCCAUGGAAAUGUGCCGGGCUCCUACCCUUUCAACCGCCACCGGCGCUGUCGAUGGGAGAUAGCCUAUCUCGAUUACGAGGGGGCUGGCGCUGUGGACUCGGAAACACCCUUUCCUGAGAUGGAGGAACGUUUGCGCGAGGAGUGGCGGCCGGCGUACGCUUCUGAGGCAGAUGCGAGGCAACGGCAGCGCGGUAUGGUCCUUAACCGCGGCUGGGGCGACAGCCCCGGGAGCAGCAUCGAGCUUCUCGGAGAUUGGGAGGGCGACAGUGUGGGCAUGGGUGGCAGGAGCGGCAGUAGGAAGAUGGGCAACGAUGGCGUCGGGGGCGAGAACUCGACGACGACGCUCUACGGGUUCCCGGGCCUGGUAUUCGAGGUUCUGCGCAAUGGGUUUGUCAGUGCAGUGACAGUAUUCUGAGCUUCAUUGGGUGUGUCUGGGCUUUUGGGUAGAGAGGCGUUUGCGUUCCAUGUGCGACGUGCAUUUGCUUCUAUCGGUUCGGGUCAGAUGGCGUUUUGGAAAGAUUGACUUUGCGGCCUUAUCAUUGGCACACUAGAUCACACGUUGGGGACGACCAGACUAUUUGCUUUUUUUUCUUGGGUUGCUCGAGUGUUUUGCUCCACGAAUGCUCGUGACGGGACACUAUACUCUCCCAGCUUGUUAUUUGGUAUCGCUAGAGGCAGUUAGACAGAUGGGCGGGCUCUCCAAUUCUAAACAUGUUGAGUCCAAACUACGUCCACAGUAGAGCUCCUGCCGGCCACGAAAUUCUUCACGUAAAGCUUAUAAGAAACCGCAGCAUCUAUAAUUGCUCUACAUUACUCUACACAGAAAACAAG
Messenger RNA from Gaeumannomyces tritici R3-111a-1, 2458 nucleotides. RefSeq lists its product as hypothetical. Gene Ontology annotation, cellular component: trans-Golgi network. Lineage: Eukaryota; Fungi; Ascomycota; Sordariomycetes; Magnaporthales; Magnaporthaceae. The coding region runs from base 360 to 2042 and encodes 560 amino acids. The record is from RefSeq and is a predicted model, not a curated record. The transcript is spliced from 2 exons. Gene Ontology annotation, biological process: Golgi to plasma membrane protein transport.